Lolium rigidum is the source of this 765-nucleotide messenger RNA. RefSeq names its product phytochrome-interacting ankyrin-repeat protein 2-like. Bases 252 to 752 code for a protein of 166 amino acids. Gene Ontology annotation, molecular function: protein binding. Lineage: Eukaryota; Viridiplantae; Streptophyta; Magnoliopsida; Poales; Poaceae. The record is from RefSeq and is a predicted model, not a curated record. The transcript is spliced from 3 exons.
CCGUCGUCUUCCUCCUCGCCGAUGCUCCAGAAGAACCUCCGCGCGCUCGGCCCCGGACUCAAUCCCUUCGCACCCGCCGGCAUGGGCAACUACUCCCGCUAAAUCCCCACCCCCCUCCCGAUUCCUCGAUUUCUCCUCUCAGAUUCCUUCCCCUGAUCGGCUCUUCCCCUUCCCCUCGAUCCCCGUUUGAUUCGAUUGCUCGUCUCCCCGUCUCGUUUGGUAAGUUUGGAUCUGUGUGGACACGGUAGAAUAUGGUGCAGUUUCGCAGCUCGCUCAGCAUGACCCGCGUGCGGACCGCCGGCGACGACGCCGACGACCGCGGGUGGAACCAGCUCCACGUCGCCGCACGCAAGGGCAACCUCAAGGAGGUGAGACGUCUCCUGAAAGAAGGGAUGGAUGUCAAUGCACCCGCAUGGGGGCCAAAGUCCCCUGGUGCUACUCCGCUGCACCUUGCCGCGCAGGGCGGGCAUGUCAAAGUCAUGGAUGAACUGCUGGAGCGUGGCGCUAAUAUCGAUGCUCGCACAAAAGGAGCUUGUGGCUGGACUCCUCUCCACAUUGCUGCCAAGGAAAGGAACAAGAGGGUGGUCAGGUUCCUGAUUGAGAAUGGUGCAUUCCUACCCCCUGACCUGAACGACCACAGGUUCAACCCUCCCCUCCACUACUGCUCUGGGCUAGAGUGGGCCUACGAGAUGAAGCGCAUGCAGGACGAGAGUGACUCUAGCGGCGAGGCUUCCUUCAGCUCGGAGAACUAGAGAUACUCAAGAG